This is a messenger RNA of Malurus melanocephalus (red-backed fairy wren), 1634 nucleotides long. Its product is annotated as arylacetamide deacetylase-like 4. The coding region runs from base 75 to 1307 and encodes 410 amino acids. Gene Ontology annotation, cellular component: membrane. NCBI's taxonomy places the organism in Eukaryota, Metazoa, Chordata, Aves, Passeriformes, Maluridae. The record is from RefSeq and is a predicted model, not a curated record. The transcript is spliced from 4 exons. Gene Ontology annotation, molecular function: carboxylic ester hydrolase activity.
UCUAGGGCUUACUGUUACCUCAGACAGCCAAAUCACAAAUAGGUGUGAAGACACAUCACUUCUGGAUACGUGAAAUGGCUUAUUUUUAUCUACUGCCAGUAAUACUGCUGGUGAUUUUCGUUGCUUCAUUCAUAUUAGCAAUCAGAAGAACAAUUCAAACUGAGUUUGCCAAUUGUAGCAUCCCUCCUGAAGUGAACAAUCCUGGAAGACUUCGAAUUAUUGUUGCUCUUUUGAUCGUUUCAUCUACCCUGGGCAGAAUUUUCGAGAAGAUAGAGCUGUGCAGCAGCCUGACCAUCAAGCGCCUCGUGUUCUCGGGGCGGCGGCCGGACCCGAAGCCGGGGGUGCUGCAGGAGGACACGCGGUUCGGCCCGGUGCCCGUGCGCCUGUACCGGCCCCGCUCGCCGCCUGCGAGCCCGCGCCCCGCCGUCGUCUUCUUCCAUGGGGGCGGCUGGAUCUGCUGCAGCCUCGAUUCCCAUGAAAAGAUCUGCCAGUACAUCGCRGAGGAAAGUGGCUCGCUGGUGGUGUCGGUGGGGUACCGUUUAGCCCCUGAGCACAAAUACCCCGCUGCSUAYGAAGACUGUCUGAACGCCACCCAGCACUUCCUGCAGCACCUGGAGCUCUAUGGYGUGGAUYCUGCCCRGRUCAUUGUCUGUGGGGACAGYGCUGGGGGCAACCUGGCAGCUGCUGUGAGCCAGACCCUGGCAGGCAGCUCAGAGCAGCCCAAACUCCGUGCUCAGAUCCUCAUCUACCCAGGCCUUCAGGCACUGGACUUCAAUUUGCCAUCCUAUCAACAAAAUCAGGGAGUCCCUCUGUUACUUCGGCAACGCGCUAUUUACUACUCUUUGCAGUACGUACGAGGGGAUGCAUCAAACAUUCAAGAGGUCUUGGAGGGCUCUCAUGUUCCUCCAGACAUGAGGCUGAAGUAUAGGAAGUGGGUGAAUCCAGAUAAUAUCCCUGAGGAAUUUAAGGUCAGAGGCUACAAACCACACCAGCCCUGUGAAUACAAGCCUGAAAUUUUUGAGGAAGUGACAAGUAUCCGUGAGCCUACUCUGUGCCCACUGUUCGCUGAAGACASAGUUAUUCAGCAGCUGCCAGAAUCUUUCAUCCUGACCUGUGAAUAUGAUGUACUGCGGGACGAUGGCUUGUUGUACAAGAAGAGGCUGGAGGACAACGGGRUUCCAGUGACCUGGUACCACCUUGAGGAUGGRUUCCAUGGAAUUAUAAAUCUGUUUGAUUAUGGUAAUCUGUCAUUUCCAGCUGGGAAAAGGGGAUUGGACAGAGUAGUUGCAUUUAUAAAAGGCCUGUAAAAAGAACUCUCCCUCUUUUUGUUUCUCCCACUAAUGUCUCUGCUUAGGCUCCCAAACUUUGGGUAAUGCUGGUCAGCAAGAAUGUGACACCCUUUGAUGUGUAAAAUACUAAUUCUGAUAUCCAUGAACUUCAAAUUAACACAGCUCUUUUCCUCAUGAGACUCUUGAYGGUUCAAUCUUUGCAGUUUUUCUAUGUGCUGUGUUUUUUUCUAAUUGGCAUAUGAUUGAUUCCUUGUCUUUAAUUACUAAAUUAUUUACCUUGUACAAAUAAUCUAUGUGAAAUGAUUUGGAUUAAAUGCUAUUCAAUACAGCCACAAUCUUUGUGAU